Molecule: messenger RNA, 2932 nt
Organism: Alexandromys fortis (reed vole)
Lineage: Eukaryota; Metazoa; Chordata; Mammalia; Rodentia; Cricetidae
Gene: Htr1b
Product: 5-hydroxytryptamine receptor 1B
Exons: 2
Coding region: 469-1629 (386 amino acids)
Biological process (GO): regulation of behavior; bone remodeling; vasoconstriction
Cellular component (GO): plasma membrane
Molecular function (GO): dopamine neurotransmitter receptor activity, coupled via Gs; G protein-coupled serotonin receptor activity
Source: RefSeq, a predicted model, not a curated record
CGGACGCCCUCACUAAGUCUGUGGCAGAGACUAAGGGCGUGGGUUGACUGCGGAGCGCUAAGACUCAAAGCCCGCAGAGGCAAGAACAGGACGUCCCAUUCCCCAUUCCCCGCCUGACUCUGAGUAUCAGGGUCGAGAGAAAAGACAAGGGAGCCCGAACGGAGCUGGACUGGGUGGGCCAGUGCUUUAAUCACCCGGGUGAAGACGGGGCGUGGAGAGGAGCUAGCAGACGCGGUGGCAGCGCCAGGCGCACUGGAAGUGCAGCGGACGCGCCCGCUGACUUGCUGGCCGCGCCUGUGACCUCUCUUUUCGGCUAAGAACCUAGGCGGAGGAGUUCCUGAGGAGCCCACGGAACUGGCUAAGCAAAGGAGACUAGCCCAUGGUCUCCAUGAUCCUCCCAUCCUCUGCUCUUUUCCUCGUCCGCUCCAUGCUCAAGAGCUGCGCUCCGCAGCCAGGGCGAGGAGAGCCAUGGAGGAGCAGGGAGUUCAGUGCGCCCCGCCGCCUCCUGCCUCCUCCCAGACAGGGGUACCUCUUGUCAACCUCUCACACAACUGCAGCGCCGACAGCUACAUUUACCAGGACUCCAUCGCCAUGCCCUGGAAAGUCCUGCUGGCUGCACUGCUGGCUCUCAUCACCUUGGCCACCACGCUCUCCAACGCCUUUGUGAUCGCCACGGUAUAUCGGACCCGGAAGCUGCACACCCCGGCUAACUACCUGAUUGCCUCUCUGGCAGUCACUGACCUGCUGGUAUCCAUCCUGGUGAUGCCCAUCAGCACCAUGUACACGGUCACUGGACGCUGGACACUAGGCCAGGUGGUCUGUGACUUCUGGCUGUCGUCGGAUAUCACCUGUUGCACUGCUUCCAUUAUGCAUCUCUGUGUCAUCGCCCUGGAUCGCUACUGGGCCAUCACUGAUGCGGUGGAGUAUUCCGCUAAAAGGACUCCCAGAAGGGCGGCCAUCAUGAUAACGCUGGUGUGGGUCUUCUCCAUCUCUAUUUCGCUGCCACCCUUCUUCUGGCGUCAAGCCAAAGCUGAGGAGGAGGUGCUGGACUGUUUGGUGAACACCGACCACGUCCUCUACACAGUCUACUCCACGGUGGGCGCUUUCUAUUUACCCACCCUGCUCCUCAUCGCCCUCUAUGGCCGCAUCUAUGUGGAAGCCCGCUCUCGGAUUUUGAAACAGACACCCAAUAAGACCGGCAAGCGCUUGACCCGAGCCCAACUGAUAACAGACUCCCCUGGGUCCACGUCCUCGGUCACCUCUAUUAACUCCCGGGCUCCCGACGUGCCCAGUGAGUCCGGGUCUCCAGUGUAUGUGAACCAAGUCAAAGUGCGAAUCUCAGACGCCCUGCUGGAAAAGAAGAAGCUCAUGGCCGCUAGGGAGCGCAAAGCCACCAAGACCCUAGGGAUCAUUUUAGGAGCAUUUAUUGUGUGUUGGCUGCCCUUCUUCAUCAUCUCCCUGGUGAUGCCUAUCUGCAAGGAUGCCUGCUGGUUUCACAUGGCCAUCUUUGACUUCUUCAAUUGGCUAGGCUACCUUAACUCCCUCAUCAACCCCAUCAUCUACACUAUGUCUAAUGAGGACUUCAAACAAGCAUUCCAUAAACUGAUACACUUUAAGUGUACAGGUUGACUUGCCAAUGGCAGUGGGGUCGCCUAGGCGACCUUUGGGGACCAAGUUGGGUCUUUCCACAGGUAGGUCAAAUCUUCUUUCCCUGUUACUGGGUAGAAGCAAGGCUCUCUCUCCUGGGCAAGGGCAAUGGAUCCUGAGAAUCCCAGCAGCUCUGAGAGAGCCCUCUGGAAGGGGAACUUCUCAAACAACUGCAAAGCAUCCAUGCUGAGGAGGUUAACCUCUUCCCCUCAAAGUCCGGGCUCAGCACAGAUCCUCGUGCAGCCAAUCACACAAAAGGCUGCAACUUUUUAACGCUGAUGAUGAAUGGGGGAUCCCUGCCCCGUUUUAUAUCACGGACAUUGUCCUCUAAGCCAUUGGCACUUGUAGGUGUUGUCUGAAGCCUGUCUGAGGCAGAUCUACAUACAGCCUGGCAGUACUUGAACUAGACAAUUAAUACCCUAUGAUGUGGGGGAGAACUUUGUGUUACAGUUUAUUUUAGAACACUUCCUUUGACAUCUGUCAGUCUUCAUUGGUUUAUUUACAUUUGGUUGGAGAAACGUGUGGAUUUGGUGCUUCAAACACUAAAUGUGGCUGGGAUGGCACAGAGCAACCUUGAAGAGUUAAAGUGAAAUUCUGAUGCUAAGAUCUCUAUUUUUAUUACAAUCAAAAAAAAUAUAUGGGGGUGGUGGGUGGGAACUGGAGAUGGGGAGUGUUACACUGAGGAUCAACAAACACCUAAGAUUGAUUGUUUUCUGCAGAGUUCUAAUUUUUUAAAUUCCUGUUUUGUGAUCGUCAAACUACAACUCUAACAACUCAAACAAAACAUAACGUGUGCUAGUGCCAAAGUCUGCAGGCUGCGUUGUUUCCUAAUCUCAUGUACCAGUCAUUUUACACAGUUAAAUCCCCACCAAUGGAGGGUGUGCUGGGUGACUCAGCCCAAACUGCUGCCGUUCGAGGAGUUUGUCAAAGGGAUUCGAGUUGUAUACGAUUCCUUCACAAGAAAGUAUCUUUAUUCCUUAUCCAGUUCCGUGAUAUUCGGAGGAGACUGACGAAAUAGAUGCUAUUUCUUAUAUAAUUAAGGAAUAAAAAGGGGAGAUAGGAGGAUGUAUAUUUUUGACUUGUAAAAAAUUCUUAAAAUGCAUGAGACAAUUUUUGAUAAUCAUUUGCACUCUCUCCCAUCUGUGAUUCCUUUGUGUGCAAAUAGAUAAAGUAAACAGAAGAACAAGUUUCCCUGCCCAGAAAUCUUUCAACUGCAGCCAGAACCCCCCAAACUAUAUUAAAGUGUGCAUGAGAGAGGGAGAGGGAGAGGGAGAGGGAGAGGGAG